Molecule: messenger RNA, 7413 nt
Organism: Cyprinus carpio (common carp)
Lineage: Eukaryota; Metazoa; Chordata; Actinopteri; Cypriniformes; Cyprinidae
Product: sodium- and chloride-dependent glycine transporter 1
Exons: 13
Coding region: 1120-3063 (647 amino acids)
Biological process (GO): neurotransmitter transport; synaptic transmission, glycinergic; sodium ion transmembrane transport
Cellular component (GO): plasma membrane
Molecular function (GO): glycine:sodium symporter activity
Source: RefSeq, a predicted model, not a curated record
ACUCUUAAAUCAUCAGUAAUCUUUGCAAUUAUCUUAUGGGCCAUUCCAUGUUGUGAAGUAGAUACAGAUGUCCGUGCCAUCCUCUUGAAGUCUGCUAAUCAAAUGCAUCGCCACCAUUAUACACCUCUUUCGAAUGCUCAUUAGGCAGAGAGCCAGAAGUCUGUCAACUUUUAACACCCAAUAACAGGAUGCUCAGUUGGGUUCAUUGCCAAGAACUGCCACUGAAAGCUUUCUUUUUUCUGUAGGACACUUUUUUUGUUGUUGUUGUGUGAAUUGUAAUGCAGCUUUUCACGUUCUGUCACAUAAUUUCCUCGCUAUUGAUUUUCACCUGCUUAUUGCUGAGAAAAUCUUGUAACCUGCAGCGAGUGGGUGAAUUACGAGGCCGCGGCCUGACCGACAGACCAACGGAAGAGUAUAUCCCUCCUCUGGCCUCUUGUGGGACCUUACAGGCGAAUUGGCAAUGUCAAGGGAUAAGGAUUUGAGAGUCAAGUGUCGCUGAAUGGGAGCGUUGGUGGUCUGGUUGCAGCUGCCUCGAGAACAAGUGGAAGAAAUGCAGAGACAGCGAGAGUAGCGCGCCCCAUGGAAGUGGACCUCUCCUUACUUUUGUCUUUCAUCAUGCGGGCCAGCCGCUGAAAAGCUUGGCAGAGCCUGUGACUUCAGGCAGCUAAGCUAGCAGCUCCUAGCACUCAGUAUGCAGCCAAAGUGCUGGAAUGACAACGACUCCAUUCAUUGUGGAGGUAGAGGCAAAGGCUGUGGAUCUCUUCUGUCUGUUUUGCAGAAUUGGGGAUACAGAAGAGGAGGGGGCACUUUCCCCAACUUGCAGUACAGCGGAGGAAGUAAGGAUGAGGGAGUGAGAGAGAGAAACAGAAAGGGAGGGAGAAAGAGAGAGAGAGAGAGCGAGAAAGUGCCGUGCCAUGCCGAAUGACUGAAAGAGGCGGAGAGGAAGCAGAACUCCAUCAGAUGAAAUGAGGUGAAAAUAAUUCAGGCAUUAAUCAAGCUUGGCCGAAAGGAGGCUGUUCUUUUAUUCACCCCCCCACCUCUCUCUGUGGAAGCGAACGGAGAGGUGUGAAUGAAGAACUCGAGAGUUAAGACGAGAGAACUACCGGACACUAUCGAAUCAUGUCGGAGUCCAACAGCGGCGCAGCUUGUUUGGCUGAUCAGAAUGGAGCGGUUCCAGGAGAGCCAGUAAAGAAAGAUGAAAACUCCAGAAGGGGAAACUGGGGCAACCAGAUUGAGUUUGUCCUCACCAGUGUUGGCUACGCAGUGGGGCUGGGAAACGUCUGGAGGUUUCCUUACCUCUGCUACAGGAAUGGAGGAGGUGCCUUUAUGUUCCCAUACUUCAUCAUGCUGGUGUUUUGUGGCAUCCCUCUGUUCUUCUUGGAGCUCUCCUUUGGGCAGUUCACCUCCCUCGGGUGCUUGGGAGUCUGGAAAGUCAGCCCCAUGUUUAAAGGUGUGGGCUAUGGAAUGAUGGUGGUCUCGACCUAUAUUGGGAUUUACUACAAUGUGGUUAUUUGCAUUGCAUUUUAUUACUUCUUCAUGUCCAUGACAAACCUGCUGCCCUGGACGUACUGUAACAACCCCUGGAACACUCCUGACUGCACUGGAGUGUUGGGCACUUCACGCGCUAACACCACCUUCGCCAAUGUGUCUGCUGUCAUGUCAGGGUUGACUGAGAUAGUCAACCGCACCAAAAGAACCAGUCCUAGUGAAGAGUACUGGAGGAACUAUGUGCUGAAUAUCUCUGAUGGUAUUGGGAACUUUGGGGAGGUGCGUCUACCUAUCCUGGGCUGUCUUGCUGUAUCAUGGGUAGUUGUGUUCCUCUGUCUUAUUCGAGGAGUCAAGUCAUCAGGCAAGGUGGUGUAUUUCACAGCAACCUUCCCUUAUGUGGUGCUGACCAUUCUCUUCAUCAGAGGAAUCACUCUGGAAGGAGCCGUCAGUGGUAUCAAAUACUAUUUGACCCCUCAGUGGGAGAAAAUUCUAGAUGCCAAGGUAUGGGGGGAUGCUGCCUCUCAGAUUUUCUAUUCACUGGGCUGUGCCUGGGGUGGGCUUAUCACCAUGGCAUCAUAUAACAAGUUCCACAAUAACUGUUUUAGAGACAGUAUCAUCAUCAGUGUAACGAACUGUGGUACCAGUGUGUAUGCUGGCUUUGUUAUUUUCUCCAUCCUGGGAUUCAUGGCUCAUCAUCUUGGGGUGGAUGUGUCAGAGGUGGCCGAUCAUGGGCCAGGCCUUGCAUUUGUGGCCUACCCGGAAGCCCUAACAUUGCUGCCCAUAUCACCACUCUGGUCCCUGCUGUUCUUCUUUAUGCUCAUUUUAUUGGGGCUUGGUACUCAGUUCUGUCUACUGGAGACUCUGGUGACGGCUGUAGUAGAUGAGAUUGGAACUGACUGGAUUAUCAAAAAUAAGACCUAUGUCACACUGGGAGUGGCUAUAAUAGGAUUCCUCCUGGGAGUGCCGCUGACCACACAGGCAGGAAUAUACUGGUUGCUGCUUAUGGACAACUACGCUGCCAGUUUCUCUCUGGUCGUCAUCUCUUGCAUUAUGUGCAUCUGUAUAAUGUAUGUCUAUGGCCACAAGAACUAUUUUAAGGAUGUGGAGAUGAUGCUAGGCUUCCCUCCUCCAAUCUUCUUCAGGAUCUGCUGGAGAUUUGUGUCGCCUUUCAUUAUUACUUUUAUUCUGAUUUUCACGGUGAUACAGUACAAGCCUAUUACCUACAAUGACUAUGUAUACCCCAGCUGGUCAUUGGUCAUUGGGUUUGCCAUGGCUUUGUCUUCAGUCAUCUGUAUACCUAUCUAUGCUCUGUUCAAGAUUGCUAUGUCUGAAGGAUCCACAUUUUUAGAGCGUUUGAAGAACUCCGUGAAGCCUGACCCAGACUGGGGCCCGGCUCUCCAGGAGCACCGCAAGGGCCGAUACGCCACUACAGGCCCUGAGUCAGUGGAGGUGUGCCCUCUCAAAGAAGACCUGAAGGAUGAGGGUAAGGAGAAACUCAAGGAGACAGAGGAUGAGAUCGGUUUGACCAUCCCAGGAAGCAACGGCUCCACAUUAAACCCCUCACCAAGUGCAUAGAGGAGCCCCUCCCCACCCUCCCCCCAGGACGGUUCCCAUUCCCACACUGCGGGACAGGCCACUCUCGCUGGAGACCUUUACAUAUUGUAAGGGCUUUAUGAAAUCUAACCUCUAGAGAAAUUGGUUGUCAUCCAAAACCUUUUUCUUUUUGUUCACUUAAUUUAAUACUGCAGUUAAAAAAAAAAAAGACAUUCAUAUACAGGAGGUGUUUGCAUACAUGCAGUGUGUAUAUAGCACAUUGUACAAUAUUUUCACUCAGUGUUGAGUAGUCUGGAAAUGUGACUGUAGCGGCAGCAGGAGCUACAGUGGGACUUGGCUCGUGUGUAUAGUGGCGGCAGUGCUGGUCAGGUUUAAUAGCUGGAGACCAAAUAUUCUUUGUGGCAAUGUUGUAAUGGCACUGUUAAAUGUAGUGUUAUUUUCAGUUUCUUGUUCGGGGACCAUCUCAUUCACAAGCCAUUAUGGGGUUUUCAAUGGCCAAUGUUGGUAUCUGAGAGCAGGGUGGCUGAUGGUCAAUGUAAUGCCAGUACAUGAUAUAAUGCAUCUUAUAUGACCUUUUAACACCAUAAUAACUCAAAAUCCACCUAAAACUACAAAACAGAAAGUCUAUUAUCCAUUGACUAGAUUUCCAGUAAAUUUUGAAGCUUACACUUUUGUUAACCGGCCAAGUAGACUGGCUGAUACCGAUAAGCAUAGGCCAAGAAAAUAUCAACUUUAUUUCCAUUUAAGUGAGAGCACAAAUACAAAACAAAGGAUAUUUGGUCUUAAGCUCUUACUGACUGAGGUAUCUGGACCGAGGCAUGUAACUUCUCAAGCCCAUUCUCAGGGUUACACACAAUUUGCUUUUUUGCAAAACAUUUUCCAACACCUUGAGAUGAUUUAUUGCUUAUGUUGAGUUUUUGACAUGAAAGGAGAGGGGUUUUCAUAUAGGAACUUCCACAUGAAAUGGCAAAUCUGUCUAGUCUUCCGGGCAUCUCGAGCCGAGGCAUCUCCUGAGCGAGGGGAGCAUGUGUGCGAUAACAGAAGAAGCUAGUUCCUCAUUAGAUUCAGUACUGUAGUAUGCACACUAACCCCGCUCUACACGGAAAAAGAGGCAUGUUACCAAAAACGUGCACAGACCUUUGUGUUCUGAUUUAGUUGGUAUGUUUGUGUUUGUGUGUAUUUUUUGUUGUCUAUGUGUGUUAAGAGACUUGAACUGGUGUGUAUGUGUCAUUUAAAGGCAUCUGGCUGUGCUGAGCUGAAAGGUCGUGUCGUCGAACAAUGAAAAACGACGUAACUCAAGGUUGCAUGUGGAACGACCAGAAGUAAACGUAGCAUCAGUCAAAAAUCACUGUGGUUAGUUAGUGAAAUUGUUGGGGAAGUCAGCUUUUUUGGCCUAGUAUUUUAAAACAACAUUAAAUAGACUUGCUAGACAAAUAAAAGUUCAAACUAUCCAAUUUUUACUUUAGAAACCACAGCAUUUUAUUGUGAUGUGGUGCAUUCUGUUUCGUUUUGGUUUUGUAGAGAGGGAAUAUACUGGUAUGGAGAAUUUUGGUCAUAUUGUUGGUAUGGCUAGAUGCCGCAUAUCUUAUCAUUCCAUUGACAUUUCAACAAGGCCCCUUAUGAUGCAUACGGUUGUAGUGGCACAUAAACAUGGAUGAAGAAUCCUGGUUACACUGUGAAUUUGUCUGGGAUGUCGCCUGACGCCUUUUCACAGGAAGUCUGGCAAUGCAGCUGCUAAUGUGCUGACGCAUCACGUAUAGAGACUUCUGAUUAAACAGUGAAUCUCUGUAUAUAGUCAAGACAAAAUAGUUUAUUUGGUAUUUCUCUCCUGUGUUGUGCGAGGAGAAAUGCAAUAUGUGACGUGCUCCUUCAUUUUGAGUUGGAAUGAGGCAAAGAAAUGCUUUGUUGCAUUAAUUUUGAUAAUACGAAGUCUGAUAAUACAAAGUCUCAGCUUUAAAAUUAGCUUAAUUUAAUCAUGAAAUUCGAACAUGUCAUUUUUAUGUCAUAGAUCGCUAAAGCUGCCUCAGCGUAAAGGCAGCAUGGAGCGCGAGCGAACUGAUCAUUGCUUUUCUUUACUACUAGUUAUAGCACAAACAAAACAAAUGAACGUCAGAAGGUAUGUUGAAAGAACUUAAUAAAUUUGUCGUCUCUCAUGUAACCGUGUUGAAACGUGAACAGCUUGUGAAUAACGUUACGUAAUGUUAUCUUUCCCUCAGGAAAGUCAUUGUGUCCAUUGCUAAAAAAAAACCUUAGAGAAGAGCGUAUAAAUAUAUGCACUGUAAACAUGUAAUUGAUGUCUUAUUUAGCGUAAACUUGAAUAAAUCUCCAGAUUCUAUCAAAAAAUGUCUGAGAAUUGUUGGGAAUUUAGAUUUCAUUUUCCCACAAGUUUUUAUGACAGCACCAUUUAAUUUGAUUUCCGCAACAAAUUAUAAGCAAUUAUGUUUUUGAAAGUUUUUUGAUAUUUGUUGAUAUUAUUGUUCUUUCACUGAAUAAAACUGUGCCAAAAUGACUCAAAAUGAUGGAGCAGGUCACAGAUAAAGUCAGUAUUCAAAAACCUGAUGGCAUAAUAGUCUACGUCAUUGUUAUUUGUACAUUUUAUUAAUCUUUGCAUGAAGGUAUAUAUAUAUAUUUUUAAGAUUUUAUCCAAAAAUAUACAAAACACAAUCUAACUUUAAGAAGUAGGGAAAAAAGAGAGUAGAAUAAAAGUAACCCUGCUGCCUAACAGGAGGUAUUGGACACUCAGGGGAGUAGUUAGAGGUUCACUGGUCUUAGCACAACCGUACCUGCAGGUCACAAACUCUAGCUUUUCCUCUGUUAGACAGUUAGUGCAGUAGAUUAGAGCAGCAGUUUAGGUGACGUGAGACUAACAGCACUUUUAUUUACUGGUUCACUUUAGCUGGCUACUUGCGCAGUAGCUGCAGUAUGAUUAAUCGCUGUCGGAAAUGUGAAUGCACAAGAUUGAAGCCCUCUCAUUUUUCUUGAACGUGGCAUGAAGACCAUGUGUCUGUCUCUAGGUACUGCGAUGCUGACCUUGACAUGCAAACUCUUUUUAACAAUAGACACGUUAUGCAUCAGUGCCGUUCUUGCACUGUUCCCCACCUCCCUCCGUUGUACAGUAAUGUAAAAAAAAAAAAAGAGAUAAAAAUUCAACUGAUGUGUAUGUUUGUGUUUUCUGUUUUUAUCAUGGUGGGUUGCUGUAGUGGGGUUUAUUUUUUAGUUGUGUUUAUUUUAUUUCUUAUUGUAACGUAGCUAAUGUUAUGUGUACAGAGUGUUCUGUGCAGUGGACGUUCAACUGCUGAGUCAAACCUAGUUUAUGUUAGUGUCGCUAUUGAUGUCAUGUAAUUUUAAUCAGUAUGUAAUUAUCCGUUUUUGCCAUUUAACAAGUAGAAUCUACCUUUGUAAGAGACCUUUCCUUUUUAUUUUUAUUGUACUAAAACUGUAUUUUACCAUAAUUUUUUAGCUAUGUUCAGUGACACUACAUUUUUCCUCAAGCCAGCUGAUCUCAAACUCAUUGCCAAACCAAGGCUUUUUAUUGAAACUUGGAAAAAAUACUGAAAUGCUUUUUACAUCAGCGUCUGGUCAAACAGAAAUUGUUUAUUGAUGAAGGACACAGUCUAUAGCCAACAAUGUUAUAUCUUCAUCUCAGUAUUGUACACAAGUGUAUUUGUAGUGCUGCAAACCCUUUAAGAGCAUUUCUGUCGACCUGUGAUCCAGUUUCAUGUAUUAUGCACGAUGGAAAGGAAACAGAGAAAGCACAAUUGAUUACCUGGACACAUGCCGAUCUUUGAAUAUUUUUGAAAUGCAUUUAAAACGAUUGAAAAUCAUUAAAAAAUUGAAUAAUGGAAUUUUACUUGGGUAUAUUAAGAUAAUUUUUCUGGGAAGAACUGAACACUUUUAAAUGGACAUUGCUCCUAAUUUGGCCUGGAUAUUACAAAAACCUCUAGGUCCAAGAUGGAAAUAUCCACUGAGCACAGUUUUAUUGCUGUAAUAAAACUAUAAACAGAAUCAACGUAUCUAAACGGAAAUGGUGAAUUCUUUUGGUUAAUGUCAACAGUGUCAUGUAUUUUCAUGUUACGAUACUUUAAAAAUAUGUUUGAAAGCAACAGAAAAUAAUGCAAAAAUAAAACGUUCCUCUCCCAUGUCCUGCAUCCUAAAAGAAGCGAUGUCUUUACAAUAGUGUGUACGUACUUCUGUGCUCAUGGCAAUAUAAAACUGAAGUAGAAUGACAUGAGCUCAGUACUUUAUCAAACAUACAGUAUCUAACCAUGUGUCUUUUCAAUUUUAGGGCCAAACUGCAUUGAAAUUGUCUUAGUCGUGUCAGCUGUAAACUGUUCAAUUUGAAAUGGUAAAUAAAGUUUAUUUUAAAGAUCA